Molecule: messenger RNA, 1077 nt
Organism: Coregonus clupeaformis (lake whitefish)
Lineage: Eukaryota; Metazoa; Chordata; Actinopteri; Salmoniformes; Salmonidae
Product: transcription factor 21
Exons: 2
Coding region: 150-683 (177 amino acids)
Biological process (GO): regulation of transcription by RNA polymerase II; developmental process
Molecular function (GO): protein dimerization activity; DNA-binding transcription factor activity, RNA polymerase II-specific; RNA polymerase II transcription regulatory region sequence-specific DNA binding
Source: RefSeq, a predicted model, not a curated record
GUUUCCUCCACCGCUCCGGUUCAUGACCAGCCUGUUGAGUCUCGAGGAGGAGGACACGCCGUCGAGGUCGCUCACCCCAGUCUCCGGCAGUCUUAGUCCGUUCCGUGCCACACUCUACUGAGGCUACGCGCCCCAACCGAAAACCGACCAUGUCCACCGGGUCGCUUAGUGACUUCGACGACGAGGUCCUGGACGGCAUCCUGAAGUUCGGCUCUUCCGGUAAAGACUCCGGUACAUCGAACGAGAGCACAGAGGAGAGCUCGAACUGCGAAGGCGGCUCGGCCAACGAUAAAGCUGCUCCGGCAAAGAAACGGAAAAAAGCGUACGGUAGGAAGAAGGCGCCGAACAGCGCGGUGCACGAGGGUGGCGGCAAACCUGUGCAGAGGAACGCAGCCAACGCAAGAGAGAGAGCGAGGAUGCGCGUGCUGUCGAAAGCGUUCUCCCGGUUGAAAAUGACAUUACCGUGGGUCCCACCGGACACCAAGCUCUCCAAACUGGACACGCUGCGCCUUGCCUCGAGCUACAUCGCCCAUCUACGGCAGAUCCUUGUCAACGACAAAUACGAGAACGGAUAUAAACACCCCGUCAAGCUGACAUGGCCCUUCAUGGUCGCCGGUAAACCUGACAACGAUUUGAAACAGAUGCUCAACACCACCCGGUUGUGUGGAACAACUGCCUCGUGAUGGAACGGACAUGACAUGGCCAUUAACGUUUUCGUUACCGGGAACGGACUUUUUCAGAUGGACAGACAUGCACGUCAUCUCUCCUAAACCAAAUAUUGAGUGGGGAUAACCGGGAGAGCGCGCACUCCUACAUAGUUCCCCUACAUAGAUUUUAUACGCCUAUUUAAAUUGUUCACAUGUUGUCUUUGCUGGUUCGAGGACAGGUUGUGCUAAAGUUUUGUAUUCGUUUUUUAUACUCUUAAAAUGCUUUAUAUAACAUGUUGUCACACAAGUAUUUUUAUUUUUUACAGUGACGUUGUCAGUCACGGCUUUGGAAGCGCAAGUGAAAACGUGUCGAUUAAUUGAGUAGACAGAUUUUAUGUAGGCCUAAAUAAAAUAUAUUCAUAUUAUCGUA